UUUUUUUUUUUUUUCCUUUUUUGUGAGUGGGUGAAGAAAAGAAAAAAAAAUAAAAAAUCCACCCAAUAAAUAGUGAAAAAUAUUGACCCACUCACUCCUCACCCAAUCAUCUUUUCCCCUUAUCUUCUCUCUCUAAAAUUUUCUCUCUCUAAAACUCAACCUCUUUCUCUUCAUCUUCUUCCUCCUCUUCCUAAUCUUUUGACUCAGAUCCCAUCUUUCUCUCUCCUCCAUUUUCACUCUCUUCUUCUUCAGAUCUUCAAUCUUCUGCAACUUUUUCUCAGAUCUAACAAUGGAGCAAGAAUCCCCAGCAAAAACCCACCUCAAAUCCACCUUAAAAACCACCCCAUUUUCCACCCUUUGCUCCUCUUCCUUCCCAGAAGAAGUUCUCGAACAUGUUCUCUCCUUCAUUGAGUCACACUCCGACCUAAACUCUGUCUCACUCGUUUGCAAAGCUUGGUAUGAGAUCGAACGAUGGUGUCGUCGUCGGAUCUUCAUCGGAAAUUGCUACGCUGUUAGCCCUUCGAUUGUAAUCCGACGGUUCAGAGACAUCCGAUCUGUUACUAUUAAAGGAAAGCCUCAUUUUGCUGACUUUAAUCUUGUUCCUGAAGGUUGGGGUGGUCACGCUUUGCCGUGGAUCGCUGCGUUUUCGGACGCUUUUCCGGCGUUGGAGGAGCUUCGGAUGAAGAGGAUGGUUGUUACUGAUGAAGCUCUUGAGUUGAUUGGGAAAAAAUGGCGGAAUUUUAAGGUUUUGGUUUUGUGCUCUUGUGAAGGGUUUUCUACUGAUGGUUUAGCUUCUAUUGCUGCUAAUUGCAGGAAUUUGAAAACUCUGGACUUAUGCGAAAGUGAAGUUGAUGAUUCAAGUGGGAAUUGGAUAAGCCAUUUUCCGGAUACUUAUACCUCAUUAGAAUCUCUGAAUGUCGCCUGCCUCAUCUCAGAGCUGCGAUUCUCUUCUCUUGAGCGUUUGGUGAGCAGAUGCCCAAACCUCAAAUCGCUCAGGCUCAAUCGUGCAGUGCCUCUGGACAAGCUCUCAGUUCUUUUGGAGAAGGCUCCUCAGUUGGUUGACUUUGGCUCUGGUUCAUUUUUGACUGAGCUCAACACUGAAGGCCAUGAUAAAAUUACUAGGGCUUUUGCAGGAUGUAAAGGGCUGAAGGGGCUAUCUGGGCUCUUUGAUGUCGUCCCUACUUAUCUUCCCGCCCUAUAUCCUGUCUGCUCGGGGCUCACUUCUUUGAAUCUGAGUUACGCCACUAUUCACUCCCCUGAUCUGAUCAAACUUCUCAGUCACUGUCAGAGUCUUCAACGUCUUUGGGUACUUGAUUACAUUGAAGAUAGUGGCCUUGAAGUGCUUGCAGAAUCAUGUAAGGAUCUGCGGGAGCUACGCGUCUUCCCUUCCGAGCCUUAUGUUCAAGAACCAAAUGUUUGCCUAACAGAGCAAGGCCUGGUAUCAGUCGCCAUGGGUUGUCCUCAACUGCAAUCUGUUCUUUAUUUUUGCCGUCAAAUGUCCAACGAAGCAUUAUUCACCAUUGCGAAAAAUCGCCCCAACCUUACCCGCUUCCGUCUAUGCAUCAUUGAGCCCCAGUGCCCAGACUACUUAACAAACCAACCACUAGACGAGGGUUUUGGGGCCAUUGUCGAGCACUGCAAGGACCUCCGCCGCCUUUCAUUGUCUGGUCUCCUCACUGAUCGUGUUUUUGAGCUCAUGGGGACCCAUGCCAAGAAACUCGAGAUGCUUUCCUUGGCAUUUGCCGGAGACAGUGAUGUGGGUUUACAUCAUGUUUUAUCAGGGUGCAAGGACCUUAGGAAGCUCGAGAUUAGGGAUUGCCCAUUUGGUGGAAGAGCGCUUGUGGCGAAUGCAGCCAAGUUGGAGACAAUGCGAUCCCUUUGGAUGUCUUCGUGCCAAGUGAGCUACGGGGAUUGUAAACUGCUUGGCCAGAAGAUGCCGAGGUUGAAUGUGGAGGUUAUGGAUGAAAGGGGGCACCCUGAAUCAAGGCCUGAUGAAUCCCCCGUUGAGAAGCUUUACAUCUACCGGUCAGUUGUUGGACCCAGAUUGGACUCUCCGGAAUUUGUUUGGACUAUGGGUGAAGAAGAAGACUCAGCAUCAGCAAUGAGGGUCUCGGCCCUUGUUGAAUCAGGUUUAGAGUGGCUGCACGCCACUUCAGAUGGCUAAUCGGAUGUUUUAGUGCCGAUUGGGAAGAUAUAUCUGGGAGGGUAGGGAUGUAUGUUUAUUGAUUGUUUGUGUACUAGUAUGGUGUAGCUAGGAUAGAGGACGCGGUUUCAUCUUGUUGAUCAGCGAAACCUUUAAAAUUUGUAUGUAUACUAGGGCUCAUGGUGAUCACAUUCAUUUCAUUUCAUUAUUCAAUGUAACUGAAUAAUUCAAUCUUCAAUAACUUUUGCAAAGUAUGCAAAUUAUUCCUUGGUUUUUUAAGCA
Molecule: messenger RNA, 2425 nt
Organism: Chenopodium quinoa (quinoa)
Lineage: Eukaryota; Viridiplantae; Streptophyta; Magnoliopsida; Caryophyllales; Amaranthaceae
Product: protein TRANSPORT INHIBITOR RESPONSE 1-like
Exons: 3
Coding region: 290-2164 (624 amino acids)
Biological process (GO): SCF-dependent proteasomal ubiquitin-dependent protein catabolic process
Cellular component (GO): SCF ubiquitin ligase complex
Molecular function (GO): protein binding
Source: RefSeq, a predicted model, not a curated record